This is a messenger RNA of Cuculus canorus (common cuckoo), 1126 nucleotides long. RefSeq names its product small integral membrane protein 3 (gene SMIM3). Bases 123 to 302 code for a protein of 59 amino acids. Lineage: Eukaryota; Metazoa; Chordata; Aves; Cuculiformes; Cuculidae. The transcript has 2 exons. The record is from RefSeq and is a predicted model, not a curated record.
GUCCUCCCUCCCCUCCCUUUCCCCCUCCCCUGCCUGCCGGCCCCUCCCGGGCGGAGCCUCCCUCCCCGCGGGACCCUGCGCUGCCUUUCGCCGGAGCCGGGCAGCGCCGGAGGCACCGCAGGAUGGACAUCGCUGACCCCGUGGGUGCUGCUGCUCUCCCCAAGCACAUCCUAGAUGUCUGGGUCAUUGUCUUGAUCAUCUUGGCCACCAUCCUCAUCAUGACAGCCCUGGUGCUCUGCCCAGCCACUGCUGUCAUUAUCUAUCGGGUACGGACUCACCCAACGCGUAAUGGCAUCGUGUGAGGUUGCUUCGGAGGUGAUGAGGGAUGGCUGGCUUGCUGAGCAGGGGGGACAGCCAUGGGACCUUGUGCCAGGGACCUCACAGAGCCCAAUGGGGCACCCCAGGAGCUGGGGAGAGAUGUGCAGGAGCUGGGGUGGGUCAGCACCCAGACACCUGCCCCUGUACCUGGCUAUUGCCGGGUGAACCCACUGCCUCCCAUUUACCCACUGAGCUCAUGGGGACCAUCAGGGAGACGGUAGCCUGGACUCCAGCCGGGAGAUGUGUGACUUUGUGGAUGUGUCCAGCUAGAAACAGCUCACUCCCAUGAGGCAGGCAGGCUGGUCUCACCUUUUCUGGCACCUCGUCUCCUCCCAGGCAAGCAGCAAGGAGUGGAAAUGGACAGUAAAGUCAUUUCUUCUUUGAAGCCCCAGCUGUUGGAGUGGUUUGGAAAGAAGGGGCAAAACCGGGAUGGAUGUGGCUUCUGGUUGUGUAUUUGGAGAUCUGGCUGUAAGCAUCGGUGACAGAGCCUGACCCAGCUGCACAGCAGACAUGCAGCUGGCACCAGCGUCUCCUCUAUCAGAGAUCUGCUGAAAUUGUUUGAAAACUCUGUGGAGCACUGGGUUCCUCUGGGUCUCAUGGAGCGGAGGAGCAUGGGCAGCUCCUGCCUGCUGGCUGUGCUUGGUGCUUCUGCACGUAGUGAGGAUCCCCACCACUCAGACAGCAUCCCUGCCCUGGUGGGUGAGGCUCCCUGUCCCUCGCCUGGGCAAGCAGGGAGAGCAGAAGGGUUUCUGCCCAGGCAGAAGUUCUUCGGUUGCCCCUUGCUAUGAAAUAAAUGGACUGUAUUCUA